AUGAGCGUCCUGCUGCCCAACAUGGCGGAGUUCGACACCAUCUCGGAGCUGGAGGAGGACGGGGCGGCGGCGGCGGUGGCGGUGCCUGAGGAGGAGGAGGAGGAGGAGGAGGCGGUGGAUGAGGAGGAAGAGGACGAAGACGAUGAGGAGGAGGAAGAGGAGGAGGAGCCGCCGCCGCCGCCGAGGGUGGUGAGCGAGGAGCAUCUGCGGAGAUACGCGCCCGACCCGGUGUCGGUGAGAGGAGCCGGACACAUCACCGUGUUUGGCUUGAGCAACAAGUUUGACACUGAAUUUCCCUCUGUUCUGACAGGGAAGGUGGCUCCGGAAGAAUUUAAGACCAGUAUUGGCCGGGUGAAUGCCUGUUUAAAAAAGAACCUUCCCAUCAAUGUCAAGUGGCUGCUCUGUGGGUGUUUGUGCUGCUGUUGUACACUGGGCUGCAGCUUGUGGCCAGUAAUUUGUCUCAACAAAAGAACUAGAAGAUCGAUUCAGAAGUUAUUAGAAUGGGAAAAUAACCGAUUAUAUCACAAGCUUGGUUUGCACUGGAAGUUGAGUAAAAGGAAAUGCGAAUCUAGCAAUAUGAUGGAAUACGUAAUCCUAAUAGAGUUCUUACCAAAAUAUCCCAUCCUCCGACCUGACUGAGAAGCGGUUGUCAAUCACUUUCAUGUUACCUGUCAUUUCCUACCCUUAGUGCCUUGUAGCUGUUUUUGAAAAAACGGUCUACUUUGCUGUGUUUAAAAUGUUCUUUAUAAUGGUAGAAUAGCCUCCUCGCUAUGGUAUUUUUCAUUUGGUUCAGAGGGAAACAAUUUGCACAUUUAUUUUUUUAUGUUCAGUGAGGCUUCUGUGUUGCACUCUGAGUUUUUAACUGAACAACCAAUGAUGUAGUUGCCACUAAGGAUUUAACAUCAGUGCUGGUUAUAACUUGUUCUAAGCAUGCUGCCUUAUAAUUUCCGUAUCCUCCGUCCAUUUCUAAAUAUGAUGUCAUUGUUCUGGGGUUUUCAUCUUGAAGCACUGUGCUCCUGUAAUCCCUUAAUGGGCACACUCAAUUACACUUCUAGUAGCCAGCAAUGAUUUUACAAUAACCUGCUUGCAGAGGACAUGGAAUUAACAGCACUGGUUUUGUCCUGAACUUUGCAGAAUCAUCGCGUAUGUCAGUGGGUACGAUGCUAAACUCCCCGACGACUUGUAAAUAAUGCCUCUUCGCGUAAUGUAAAGUGCGGUAUGCCAAGGUUUACAGAAUGUAAUGUAGCUCUUACUGUAUUGCCAACAAUUCCGCAGAAACUCUUAACUGUGAAAGAGGUCGGGGCGAGCAGGGGCUUUUGUGGCAAAGCCAUAAGAAGGUAAUUGGAGUUUUGGGGUUUGGCUGGUGGCCCUUUGUGAUGAGGAGGUGGAGGAACACAGCACCACUGUUCCACGUGUUCUGCCUCACCCCUGAAGCCAAGUCCCAUAUCUGGCUCUUCAGCCAAUGUAGUCAUUCCUGUUCUUUCCUGACCCUGACAUCUCACCGGACUACCAACCAGCAUCCCCUGAGCCAGGGUUUUUCUUUGCCAUUUCAAAUCCCUUAUUCUCCACGUAUCCCCCCCACCCCAGCCCAACCUCUGUCGCCCAUCUUCUUCCCCCCGCGUCCCCCCAUCCAGUGUUCCCCAGAUGAGACCAGGUUGCCACGUGGUAUCUAAGGGGUUGGGGGCCGAGGGUCUGGAGGGGGGGAUGGGGUAAUUGAGAUCACUUUCCCAGGUUGAUGUUCAGGACUAGCCAGCAGGCCAUCCUGUUUGCAAGAAAAUCUGCACGUCACCCCAAGUCAAAGAACUAGCAGACUGAUUGCAAUGUGUAGACGGUAUUCCCACCGAGCCCAGCCCUCAAGAUGGAUUCAGCACACGGGAGGAGUCUGUUGCUCUGGUUUCUACCGCAAAGCGGGGCUAGAUGCCCUCACCCUGAUCUACUAAGUGUUGUCUCUUCACACAUGAGUUGUGGAUUGAGUGGGGAAAAAAAUUCUCCAAUUUUCUGAACAUCUGUCACGGUGGGGGUUGGGGGGUCUGAAUCGAUAAGCUGGUGUAAUAAGAGUGUCUCAGUGGGAGUGUUACCGAUAAGGUUGAGAACAAACCUGCACAGGGAGGAGGAGGUAAAGCCUCCGGAUUGUCAGUCGCUGCCAUCAGUUAGCCUUCUAAGCAGGCGUGCCUGGGGAGUGUUCGUUUUUUGUGUUACUAUCCAAGCUGUAAGUGUUAAGCGCUUAGUGUAGUGCUCUGCACAUAAUAAGCAUUCAAUAAAUACCACUGCUGAUAUUCAAGGCUAGAUUUGCAAAGGCCAGAACUUGAUAUCUGAAUUGGAAUUAAACACCAACCUUUGUGGAGGAGAAAAAAAACAAACCAAAGAGGAUCCUGAUUUGUGGCUUUGGGCGUUUACAUGAGUUCCACCUUCGCCCAAAAUAAAUCUGGCUCAUUGGAGGCCUUCCCACUCCAAAUACCAUGGGGCCUGCCUGCUUCCCACUGUUGGGUAGGGACUGUCUCUAUAUGUUGCCAGCUUGUACUUCCCAAGCGCUUAAUACAGUGCUCUGCACACAGUAAGCGCUCAAUAAAUACGAUUGAUUGUAAACUCUUGAGUUUUUCCCCAGGCAAGGUGAAAAUUUGGGCACUCUUAACCACCAGUGGCCUGUUUCCCAGCCAAGGUCAGGAAGCACAGUAGUCGUCGUCAUUGUUGUCAUGGACUGGGUUCCAACCAGCGCACCGGAGCCCCCCUCCAGGCCGUGACGUUCAAAUGCCGGAAGCUUAUCUCCUCUUCCCGAGCACAUGCUGCCCCUCCCAAGCCCUGCUGAGUUGCGCUUAAAGAAUGAUGGCGAGCUGGGAGUUGUUUCUGUGAAACAUAUAUUGGGGCAGAAGGUCGCCUGGUGGGGAGUAAGGAAAAAGAAUGGAGUAGAAUUGGUAAUUCCAGAGCCACUUCUGGAAAAGUAGAAUUUGAGGCAGAAUGUGUGGCCGGCUAGUCUAGAGUCAGCCCGCAGGUGUUUAUUUUGCCAGCUCUGAAACCUUUAGUAGUGACUGCCCAGCAUUUGGAACAGUGCUGUUCAUUGUGUUUACUGGUGGUGACUGCUUGAUGGCUCCAGCUUCUCAGGAAUUACCCCGGUCGGUUGCCAUAUCUCGUGUGAUUAACUGGAGUUACAAACUGUUUUUCUGGGGUGCCGGGGGUGGAGAGGAGGGGGCAGACGAACAGUUGGAUAUUAUUAUUAUUAGUCUACUUUCUUGCAGCUGCAGU
This is a messenger RNA of Tachyglossus aculeatus (Australian echidna), 3240 nucleotides long. It is a transcript of the gene CHIC1, whose product is annotated as cysteine rich hydrophobic domain 1. The record is from RefSeq and is a predicted model, not a curated record. NCBI's taxonomy places the organism in Eukaryota, Metazoa, Chordata, Mammalia, Monotremata, Tachyglossidae. The transcript is spliced from 6 exons. Bases 1 to 639 code for a protein of 212 amino acids.